UUCAUUGCGGGUAGUCAUGACAUUGCUGCCUGGUUGCCUGCGGCUGCCAGCCGGCACGGGCACGGGUGGCUCUGCCACGGGCACGGGUGGCUCUGCCUGCCCCGGGCAACGCUGAGAUUCCCGCCGCCGGCUCCUUAACCGAACCCGGGACACGCUGCCAUGCCGGCCAUCCUGCUCUUCUGGAGCCGCGCCGAGAGGAAUAAAUACUCGGCUCCCGGCAGCGUCGCCGCCGUCAUGGGCAAGGACUAUUACAAGAUUUUGGGCAUCCAGUCCGGCGCCAACGAGGAUGAGAUCAAGAAAGCCUAUCGGAAAAUGGCCCUGAAGUAUCACCCCGAUAAGAAUAAAGACCCCAACGCCGAGGAGAAGUUCAAGGAGAUUGCGGAGGCUUACGAUGUCCUGAGUGACCCCAAGAAACGAGCUGUUUACGACCAGUAUGGGGAGGAAGGUCUCAAAACUGGAGGUGGCUCUUCAGGAGGCUCAGGGAACACUUUCCACUACACCUUCCACGGAGACCCUCAUGCCACCUUCGCAUCCUUCUUUGGAGGCUCCAACCCUUUUGACAUCUUCUUCGCUAGCAGCCGCUCCCGGAUCUUCAAUGGCUUUGACCAGGAAGACAUGGAUAUCGAUGACGAUGACGACCCUUUCAGUGCCUUCGGUAGGUUUGGCUUCAAUGGCAUUAACGGGGUUCACCGGCGGCACCAAGAGUCCCUGCACACACGGAGGAAGGUCCAAGACCCACCCGUUAUCCAUGAGCUCAAGGUGUCCCUGGAAGAGAUCUACCAUGGCUCCACCAAGAGGAUGAAGAUCACCCGCAGAAGGCUCAACGCUGAUGGCCGGACCAUGCGGACUGAGGACAAGAUCCUAAAUAUUGUCAUCAAACGGGGUUGGAAGGAGGGAACCAAAAUCACAUUCCCCAAAGAAGGGGACGCCACCCCGGACAACAUCCCUGCCGACAUUGUCUUCAUCCUCAAGGACAAGCCUCACUCACACUUCAAGAGGGAUGGGACGAAUGUGGUCUACACGGCAAACAUCAGUCUUAAAGAGGCCUUGUGCGGCUGCACUGUGAACAUUCCCACCAUCGACGGGCGGGUGAUCCCGCUGCCCUGCAACGACAUCAUCAAGCCGGGGACGGUCAAGAGACUGCGUGGGGAGGGGCUGCCCUUCCCCAAGGCCCCCAGCCAGCGAGGAGACUUGAUCGUGGAGUUCAAAAUCCGCUUCCCGGACAGAAUAGCUCCCCAGACGAGACAGAUCCUCAAGCAGCACCUCCCGUGCUCCUAGAGACCCCCCGGGGGGAGAAACUCUCCUCCAAGCAGCAAUACUCCAAACGCACGUGCCGCAGCACCUGGCCCACAUGGAGCACAGGUGCCACAGCACUUCCGAAUGCAAAAAAGAAAAAACAACAACAAAACAAAACAAAAAAAAAACAAACAACCAUCCCAUCACACCACUUCCCUUCCCCAAAAAUCCCACCCAACCCGCCUUCCCCCCCAUCCAUCCCAUCCCAUCCAUCCCUCUUGGCCUGUUUUCUACUCCAGCAGCUGGGAGGCUCCUGCCCAUCAGAGCUCUCCCAGCUGCUGGACUAUGGUUUUUGGUUUUUUUUUUUUCCCCGGAAGGUCCAGCUUUUCCACCUGGCACAAGCCGGGGCAGGAGGUGGGCCCUUUGGCCCCCGGGGAGGCGCGUCACGUUGUGGGUUUUUAUGUCACCUGCUUUUCAGGCCACUUUUCCCCACGAAAAGCUGGACUUGUCGGGGUCCGGCGCCAUGUAAAUAGGACUCCGCAGGUUCUGGCGUCCCCGCUGUUAGGUUUUUUUUUGGUUUGUUUUUUUUUUUUUCCUCUUCCCCUCUUUGAUACUUGCUGCUCUUCGGGGUCCCCGGUUGUCCCGCGGCGCUGGUCGCGGUGGCCUCCCCCACGACUCCGCCACCCCGUAGCUGGACUGUUUCUCACCCGGGACCGCGGUACCGAGUCCGGCCGUGGCCCUCACUCCUGUGCCAAGCCUACACAACCGAGCCUCGGCUGUGCCAAACGCCGUGGGGACGGUCCCCUCCAUCCUCCUGCCCCUGCCCGGGGCUGUCCCCGCUGCCCCAGCCAGCCGCAGGAGGUGGGGGAGAAGCCCAGGCUGGAGCUUUCUUCUUGUUCAGAUGUGUUGAGUUUUGCAUUGCUGCUUUUAUAAAUACAUAUAUAUAGAGCUCGUUAGAUAAACUCUGCAAGGGUUUUUUUUUUUUUUUCUCUGCCCAUUUUGGGAUUCCUGGCGUGGUGCACCCUGACUUCUUUUUUUUAAAUUUUUUGUCUUUUGAGGGGAAAAGAUGGUUCAGCCACACAAACACCAAGCCCGUCGCAGUGCGGGGGUGUAGGGGGUGUGUAGCACAAGUCUGGGUGCAAAAGCGGAGCCAAGCGUGAGCAGAGCUGUGGGUUUCACUAGCGUUUGAGUUCGACCUUAGGGUUUUUAAUAAGAAGAGAAAGGCACGUGUAUAUAUUUUUCUACAGGGACGAUUCAUUCAGGAGAUCUUUCUGGGCGUCAGGGUGGAGCUGGGAGGCGCAUGAGGCAGUCUGCUUGGUGGCUUCGUUUUCAAAUGCUGUAUUUUUUUAAAACCUUCGGAUUUCCAUCAGGAGACUUUUUAUAUUUCUUACCUUUCUCGGCCCACUCUGCCUCUUGCCAGGUUUUUUUUUUUUUUUUUUUGGGCUUUUUUUUUUUCCCGAGAAAGAGCUCCUACAGAGUGGGAGGCGCGUUCCACCCGGCUGUGUACAGCUCCUCUUCCACCACAGCACCGCCAAGAAAAAAAACCCUGCCAAAAUAUUCCCCCCGCCCCGGGAAUACAUUUUUUUUUUAUUAAAAAAAAAAAAAGUCACUGACUUUUAAAUAGGGGAUCUCUUGGGGCAGGGGGGGUCUAGUGCGGGGCAUCCAUGGGGGCUGGGUGUACAGCUGUACAGUGUAUCAUACAGGGCGAGGAGAGCUGUUAGGCACUGCUUAAUUAAUUAAUUGCCCGGCUUGGCCGGUGAGGGGAUACUGACAGUUCCCUCCCCUGGUCCCUGUGGAGUUCGAGACGCAGAGAAAAACCUGGUGGACACGGCGAUCGAGAAGACAGGCCAGCGCGCAGAUGCAAGCUGCUUUGUUUCUCUCGGUUUCAAUGAGACCUGAAUGUUUUAUAGUGGGGAUUUUUUGUAAUUUUUUUCUUUUUUUUUUUC
Molecule: messenger RNA, 3182 nt
Organism: Calidris pugnax (ruff)
Lineage: Eukaryota; Metazoa; Chordata; Aves; Charadriiformes; Scolopacidae
Gene: DNAJB5
Product: DnaJ heat shock protein family (Hsp40) member B5
Exons: 4
Coding region: 160-1278 (372 amino acids)
Biological process (GO): negative regulation of transcription by RNA polymerase II
Cellular component (GO): cytosol
Molecular function (GO): protein-folding chaperone binding
Source: RefSeq, a predicted model, not a curated record